Molecule: messenger RNA, 300 nt
Organism: Debaryomyces hansenii CBS767
Lineage: Eukaryota; Fungi; Ascomycota; Pichiomycetes; Serinales; Debaryomycetaceae
Product: DEHA2C14498p
Exons: 1
Coding region: 1-300 (99 amino acids)
Source: RefSeq, a predicted model, not a curated record
AUGAAGUUAAGUAAACAUUUCAUUAUUCAGAUAUUAGGGUUAAUAAUAGUAGGAUCUAUUUGGACCGCUACUAUCUAUGGUAUAUAUAGGACUGCGCAUAGAUAUGGAAGUGACGGAGGUGGUGUUGCGAUAUUACACGAGCCGGAAGCAAGUUCGAUACAGACUAGAGGCACUGACAACGGGUUGGUCAAACGGGCCAGCUGGCAAGAAGCCUCAAUAGAUGGGGCAGUCUCCACAUUUUCCUACUUGAUGAAUGGUGCAAACCAAUAUAUGCCACGGCAUGUACUAACCCUAUAUUGA